AAUAAACCUAAUUCUGAAAUUCAUAACGAGUUCAAAGAGAUCGUAACAAGGUGGUUCGAGAUCGACGAUGAUUACGAUUUAUUAAUCGACUUAAUAAAGGAUACCGAAGAAAAGAAGUAUCUGUUCGUUGUUAAGGAUUCAAUUAGUGUUAUCAUUAUGUGCUUUUUCUGUAUUAAGAUGAACAUGAUCGGAUUUGAAGAAGAGAACAAGCCAACCAAGCGAUUGCGAGUAUCCGAUAUUAUCAAUUUUGAUAAAACCUGUAAGAAGUUGAAAACUAGCGGAGUUAUUGUAACGAAUCUAUUUUGUAAAAAUUCUACAAAAAUGAAGGCUAAGGAACUUGAAAUUUUGUUGGUAAAUCCGCAACGAGGGAAAGCGAAGAUUGAUGAUUUUGUAGAAGUUUUAAAGGCGCGUGUGGAAGUUUAUGAAUCCAAGAGCGAAACUUCGGAAGAGGAGGCAAACGAAAUCGGGAUCGAUCAUUUUUAA
This is a messenger RNA of Racocetra persica, 483 nucleotides long. Lineage: Eukaryota; Fungi; Glomeromycota; Glomeromycetes; Diversisporales; Gigasporaceae. The record is from the annotation of a GenBank genome assembly.